UGUCAGGUCUGCGCGGCCGGGAUCGCCACCGAGCUCGCCCGUUGUCCCUGCCCGCUGCGUCCUCAGCUGGCGGGACCGACCGACGGCAACAGACUGAUUAGUCCCAGUCUCUGCUGUAGCCUAUGCCCUGUGGCUGCGGCGGCCGCUUCCCCACAUCCCAGAGCCCAGACAGGUGCCGCGCGUAGGGGUUUCUGGGGAUUCCCUGUGACCCCGGGAGACGCCCGCUGUGUCUCGCGGACCUCAAAAGCUCAGUCUGCUGCUCGCCGUCGGGGCGUUCCCUGGCCGGGCUGCGGAGCAGAUGCGCGCGGGCUGAGUACCCCGGACCGGCCUGCCAUGGCCUGGCGCCCCGCCCAGCUCUGGCUCUUGGGCCUGGCGCUGUGCGCGCUGAGAGGCAGCCCUGACCCGCGCCCCCUGCACAACUGUCCCCAACGACGGCUGGGCGAUCGAGAACACCGCGACAUGCAGCGUGAGAUUCUGGCGGUGCUCGGUUUGCCCGGGCCACCCAGGCCCCGUGCGCCACCUGCUGCUGCCCGGGUGCCCGCAUCUGCCCCGCUUUUCAUGCUGGACCUCUACCGCUCCAUGGCUGACGACGACGAUGAGGAUGGUGGGUCCCCGGAGCGACACCUGGGCCGCACCGACCUGGUCAUGAGCUUUGUCAACAUGGUGGAACGUGACCGCGCCCUGGGCCACCAGGAGCCCCACUGGAAGGAGUUCCGCUUUGAUCUGACCCAGAUCCCAGCAGGGGAGGCUGUCACAGCUGCAGAGUUCCGGAUUUAUAAGCUGCCCAGCACCCACCCCCUCAACACGACGCUCCACAUCAGCAUGUUCGAGGUGGUCCAGGAGCACUCCAACAGGGAGUCUGACUUGUUCUUUUUGGAUCUUCAGACGCUUCAAGCUGAGGACGAGGGCUGGCUGGUGCUGGAUGUCACAGCAGCCAGUGACCGCUGGUUGCUGAACCGUAACAAGGACCUGGGACUCCGUCUCUAUGUGGAAACUGAGGAUGGGCACAGUGUGGAUCCUGGCCUGGCUGGCCUGCUGGGGCAACGGGCACCACGCUCCAGACAGCCUUUCAUGGUCACCUUCUUCAGGGCCAGCCCGAGUCCCAUCCGUGCCCCUCGGGCAGUCAGGCCACUAAAGAGGAGGCAGCCGAAGAAGACCAACGAGCUGCCGUACCCCAACAAACUCCCAGGGAUCUUUGAUGACGCUCACGGCUCCCACGGGCGGCAGGUGUGCCGUCGGCACGAGCUCUAUGUCAGCUUCCAGGACCUCGGCUGGCUGGACUGGGUCAUCGCCCCCCGAGGCUACUCGGCCUAUUACUGUGAGGGAGAGUGCUCCUUCCCGCUGGACUCCUGCAUGAACGCCACCAACCAUGCCAUCCUGCAGUCCCUGGUGCAUUUGAUGAAGCCAGACACAGUCCCCAAGGCAUGCUGUGCACCCACCAAGCUGAGCGCCACCUCUGUGCUCUACUAUGACAGCAGCAACAAUGUCAUCCUGCGCAAGCACCGCAACAUGGUGGUCAAGGCCUGCGGCUGCCACUGAGGCCCUCCACUUGCUCUGCUGCUGCUGUCCCUCCCCAUCUGGAUCAGGCUCCUCUCCAGAUGCAGGGGACCCUCAUAAGUGCUCAGGGCUCACUGUAAUGGGGAAACCCCUCCUUCCACUGCUCUCUCCUGCCAAGCUUCUUGUCUUUUCCAGGCUCUUCCACGCCUUUCUCCUGGGGUCUGUGGCAUUGAACGCCCCAACACUGCCAUCAAAGGGCCAAAUGCACAUAGCAGCCUCAGAGCUGUGCCUCCUUGGUUGGGGGCCUGCGCUGAAGUCCUGACAGAGGACCUGUCCAUGGCAUCGCUGGCCCAGGCUGUGGCCAACCCUGGAUGGUCUAAGGAGACUGCAACUGGCUGAAUGGGGCUCUGUACCAUUUACCACAGGGUCCGAGAUGGGCAGAAGGGUUCUGUCCCUUCUCAGGUCUACCACUUGGGCAUUUGUGGAGCAUAAUUGGGCAUGUACAUGUCCUGAGUUCGGUGUAUUAUUGGGUUCCACUGACUUGGCCCUUGGGCAUUGUUAG
Marmota monax (woodchuck) is the source of this 2059-nucleotide messenger RNA. Its product is annotated as bone morphogenetic protein 8A-like. Bases 334 to 1539 code for a protein of 401 amino acids. Gene Ontology annotation, molecular function: cytokine activity; growth factor activity. The record is from RefSeq and is a predicted model, not a curated record. Lineage: Eukaryota; Metazoa; Chordata; Mammalia; Rodentia; Sciuridae. Gene Ontology annotation, biological process: SMAD protein signal transduction. Gene Ontology annotation, cellular component: extracellular region. The transcript has 7 exons.